CCCCUGCGUGCAGCGCACGCGCAGCAACCGCCUCGGGCCGCCAUUUUGUGCGGAGCCUCUACUCUGCAAAAGCGGGAGAGGGAUUAAAACCGCCGGAGGAGAAGGACGCAGUUUCUGUGCUUCGCCUCGCACCAGAGGAAGAACCGACCCCCGGGCUUUGCGUCGAAUCCGACCUGAGAACAAACGAGGAAAAGCAGGUGUUAUCCAUGGAAGGGGGACCGACAGAAGCUGUGGUGGAUGAGACAGGGGAUGCUUUCAAAGCCAAGGAAUGUAAGACCUAUCAACGGCGGCGAGAGGAUGAAGAGGUGGGUGCAGAGCUGCUGCAGGCUGCUGGUCUGGAAGCAGUAGAGCAGUCAUCAGCUGAAGGUGAUGCGACCACUGUGGUGGCUGAUGCUCAGCAGCAAUUGGUGGAGGGCGUGGUAAGCGUCAACAGCAGCGUGGAGAUGAUGGUGAUGGACUCUCUGGAUCCAGCAUUGCUUCAGAUGAAGACUGAGGUCAUGGAGGCUGGAGUGGGUGCCCCUGUGGGAGUGAGUGUAGCUGGGGCAGCACACGAGGCCACAGUUACAACCGUUGACGACACCCAGAUCAUCACCCUGCAGGUGGUAAACAUGGAGGAGCAGCAGCUGGGCUUGGGUGAGCUACAGUUGGUGCAAGUGCCUGUCUCAGCUGUUCCAGUCACUGCUGCCACCGUGGAGGAACUGCAGGGCACUCUGGUGGAUGCCACUGCAAUGCCCAAAGAUGGAGAACCAGUCAUCUGCCACACCCUUCCACUUCCUGAGGGCUUUCAGGUGGUGAAGGUGGGUGCUAAUGGAGAAGUGGAGACAGUGGAGCAAGAUGAGCUCCAGGCCCACGAGGAGCAGCCUCUGCAGCAGGAAGAAGAGGAGAUGCCUGAGGCCCAGACUGAUGAUCCUACCUGGGCCAAGGAUCCUGACUACACACCCCCUGUCAAGAAGCCCAAGAAGACGAAGAAAAGCAAACUGCGCUACAACACAGAGGGAGAGAAAGACAUGGAUGUGUCAGUUUAUGAUUUUGAAGAGGAGCAGCAGGAGGGUCUGCUCUCUGAAGUCAACGCUGAAAAGGUGGUGGGCAACAUGAAGCCUCCAAAACCGACAAAAAUCAAGAAGAAGGGUGUGAAGAAGACAUUCCAGUGCGAGCUGUGUAGCUACACUUGCCCACGGCGCUCUAAUCUUGAUCGCCAUAUGAAGAGCCACACAGAUGAGAGGCCUCAUAAAUGCCACCUGUGUGGCCGUGCCUUUAGGACAGUCACACUGCUGAGGAACCACCUCAACACCCACACAGGCACCAGACCACAUAAGUGUACUGAUUGUGACAUGGCCUUUGUGACCAGCGGCGAGCUGGUGCGACACCGUCGCUACAAGCACACGCAUGAAAAGCCUUUCAAGUGCUCCAUGUGUGACUAUGCUAGUGUGGAGGUGAGCAAACUGAAGAGGCACAUUCGCUCUCACACUGGGGAGCGUCCUUUCCAGUGCAGCCUUUGCAGCUAUGCCAGCAGAGACACCUACAAGCUGAAGAGGCACAUGAGAACUCAUUCAGGGGAGAAGCCCUAUGAGUGCUACAUCUGCCAUGCUCGUUUCACGCAGAGUGGCACCAUGAAGAUGCAUAUCCUGCAGAAACACACAGAGAAUGUGGCCAAGUUCCACUGUCCCCACUGUGACACAGUCAUCGCCCGUAAAAGUGACCUGGGCGUGCAUUUGCGCAAGCAGCAUUCCUACAUCGAACAGGGCAGGAAGUGCCGUUACUGUGAGGCUGUAUUUCAUGAGCGAUAUGCUCUGAUCCAGCACCAGAAGUCCCACAAGAAUGAGAAGCGCUUCAAGUGUGACCAGUGUGACUACGCCUGUCGACAGGAGCGACACAUGGUAAUGCACAAACGCACACACACUGGGGAGAAGCCAUAUGCCUGCAGCCACUGUGAGAAGACGUUCAGACAGAAGCAGCUCCUGGACAUGCACUUCCGACGUUAUCAUGACCCCAACUUCGUGCCCACCUCUUUUGUGUGCACAAAGUGCGGCAAGACCUUCACUCGCAGGAACACCAUGGCAAGGCAUGCUGAAAACUGUUCUGGACUAGAUACUGCAGAAGGAGAAAACGGCACUCCAACCAAGAGGGGCCGUGGUGGCCGAAAGAGGAAGAUGCGCUCCAGGAAGGAUGAUGAUGAUGACAGUGAUGAGCACGGAGACCCUGAUCUGGAUGACAUUGAUGAGGAAGAGGAGGAGGAGGAGGAAGAGGGUCUUGAGGAUAUGCAGAUGGAAGUAGAGCAAGCCCCACCCAGUGUCCCCAUCCCUGCUCCAGCUGAGCCACCCGUCAAGAGGAAGCGUGGCAGACCACCCAAAAAUCCCCCCAAGACUCCUCCUGCCAAGCCUGCAACCAUAACACCUGCUGCAACUGCCAUAAUCCAAGUGGAAGAUGAGGGCACAGGGGCCAUUGAGAACAUCAUAGUGAAAAAGGAGCAGGACGGUGUGGACUCAUCAGCGGCUGCUGUAGCAUCAUCAGGUCCUGUGGUGGAGGAGGUGGAGGCUGUAGAAGGUGGUGUGGAGACGGUGCAGCUAUCUGUCCCUGAGGCUGCGCCAAAUGGAGACCUCACCCCUGAGAUGAUUCUCAGCAUGAUGGACCGGUGAUGUGGACACGCAAAAACCCACACACGCCCACACACACAUGCAGACGUACAUGUCCCUAUUAUGCGGUCACCUCUCCGCCUCACAGAAGACCACUCCACUCCUUUCCAUGAUGUCUUCAUUAAGUUUCAGUCAACUUGAAUUAAGUUCAUUUUCCUUUCUGAUGCUUAAACUUCAUUAAUUUGUUUAUUUAGACUGAUCAAGCAGUGCAUGGAUUUUUUUUUUCUCUCUCUUCUGUCCACCUUCAUCCUUUUGGCUAAGUAGUCUAUUUGUCCUGCAUAUAACAUCUUGUGUGUGGCGGGGUUUGCAAAGAUGAUAAAUAUGGAGAGACUGAGCAGUUUGGUUCCCUAGAUUUAUGGUAGUGAACAACAUGCAUUUAGUCCCAUCCCCCCCCCCCCACCUGAUAUGCCAAUAUUCCUUCAACCUUUCAGUCUGUGACAUUACCAUGGCAAUAUUCAAAAGGAAAACUUUCUGUGCCUGGUCAAGCCUUGAUAUUUAGAAUUGCUAUCACUGCUGUAGAAAUGGGCAUUUUUACCCCAUCUGUUCCACAAAUAUCCUUUUUAAUGUCUGACAUAUACGACAACUUUUAUCGCUGUUGUAUUUCUCAUUUGCUUUCAUUGAUCAUAAUUAACAAUGGUAGAGAGAGAUUAGAAAUGUAGCCAUAUGAUUAUCUGGCCGGGGCGACAUGCAUCCAUCAAGUAUAAAAAAUUAAAAAAAUCCUGCAGUUGAUAACGUUGUACAAAACAAAGUUAAUCUUGGCUGGUCUUGCUUGUAAAUAAAUUUUUAUUAUCUGUUUUAUGAGCGUUUUAAUCUUUUUCUAGUGAAACGAUGACCUUGAAUGCUGGGGCAAUGACAUUUUAAAUAUUAGUCAUUUGGAAACAUGUCACCAAUGGCUUUUAAAUCUCCAAGGGGUGGGGAAAGGGGCAUAUCUAUAAAGAUCAUGUAGGCGAAAACAUCCCCUCACCUCUCCCCACCACCACCACCUUUUUUUUUUUUUUUUUUUCCCCCCUCUUGUUUUGUCCUACAGCUUGAAAUGCCACCUGUUUUUGGGUGUUAUCAGCGUGCUUUUCGGGGAAUAAAAGCUACUCCUUCACAAUCCGUCACUUAAGGAUAUGAGAGAGUGGGUUUAUAGGGUAUCUCUGUAGAACGUGCUCCCAUGUUGGUCUUGUGACUGUGUAAAAGGAGGAAAAGGGACAAAGAGUGAACAGCUUGUAAGCUCACACGCUACAUGAACACUUAAACCUGUAGUUCGGUGCAGGCCAGGUUGCUGAUGUGCAUGUGUUUAUCAGUGAUGCUGACCUAAAGCAAUGAGUGUUUUUGCUGUUCACUGUAGUUUUCUCACCAGUUUUGUCCAGACCAUAUGCAUUUCACACAGUUGGGGAUUGUGGUCUGAUGAAGCCAUUUUGAUGUUCUGCAAGAACUUUUGUUUGGUCAGACUAAUUUGUUUAGAAAAAAGUUUUUCAUUUAGAAAAAUGUCUUUGCUGAGGGUUUUUUUUUUCUGAUUCAGAAUGAUGUUUUUCCUCUGUAAUUGCAGUUCAAUUGCUUUCCUUUUUGUUAAGCUCUUAAUUUUAGGUUGAUGGCUUUUUUUUGUACUUAGCUGUAACUGUGUGAAUUUUACAAUGGUCAGAAAACCAACAUUAUAAAGACAUUAUAUUAUGGCAGGGUGGGGCAUUGAGGGCAUAUGAAAAGGUGGUGUGGAGAAUGUAUUGCUGUACAGCUAAUAAAAAAUAUUGUCCUAA
Molecule: messenger RNA, 4372 nt
Organism: Pygocentrus nattereri (red-bellied piranha)
Lineage: Eukaryota; Metazoa; Chordata; Actinopteri; Characiformes; Serrasalmidae
Gene: ctcf
Product: CCCTC-binding factor (zinc finger protein)
Exons: 12
Coding region: 207-2636 (809 amino acids)
Biological process (GO): regulation of transcription by RNA polymerase II
Cellular component (GO): nucleus
Molecular function (GO): DNA-binding transcription factor activity, RNA polymerase II-specific; RNA polymerase II transcription regulatory region sequence-specific DNA binding
Source: RefSeq, a predicted model, not a curated record